AUGGCAGUCGGCGAGCAACACCCUUACAAGGAGGAGAGGAUGGAGGUGGGUCUACAGGAUGAUAGCGUGUCUGUCGCUGAGUUGCAAUGGCUACACGACCUCGUAGCAGUGACGACAACAAUCGACAGAGUUGCUAUGGAAUUCCUCCAGGAGAUUACCAGGAAUGCAUGGAUUCAAUACGAAUACUUUAGAAGGCUUGAAGAGAAUCUUGAUGUUCUGAGAACCGAAAUGCAAGAGUUGGGCACCCAGGGGACUGAUAUAAUUAUUGCACUGAACGCAGAAGAGGUAGUGCAUGGAAAGAAGCCAAAGGCAGAGGUGAGUUUAUGGCUGGAAAAUGUGCAAAAGAUUACAAGAGAAGUGAGUAAGAUAGAAGAAGUUUAUGGUGAAGUAGGGAGAGAUUUCUCAUUCACACGUAUUGCAUUGGGAAAGCAUGUCGUAAAAAAGAUUGAAGAGGUGUUGAAGCUUAAGGAAAAAGGUCGAUUUUCAGAAGGGUUACUUGCUGAUCUAUUACCUGAAAGUGGGCGUAUGCCGACGACAAAACUGCUGGGUAGAACGAUAGCCGAAAGAAAUUUGGAACAGAUUUGGGAGUCCUUGAUAGAUAAUGAGGUCAAAACUAUAGGUGUCUAUGGUAUGGGGGGCGUUGGCAAGACGACGAUCAUGACCCACAUCUACAAUAAAAUAAAGAGCUCUGGAACAUUGGGCACUGCCAUCUGGGUGACAGUGUCUAAUAAUUCUAGUAUUAAGAGACUGCAAAAUGGUAUUGCACGGGCAAUAGAAUUGGACAUUUCUGAUAAAGAUGAUGAAAUGAGAAGGUCAGUGAAAUUGUUUGAGGCUUUGAAAUGUUGGGAGAAGUUUGUUAUCAUCUUAGAUGAUAUGUGGAAACCAUUUCUAUUGGAAAAGGUAGGGAUUCCUGAGGGAAAUGCAUACAAAGUAGUACUGACUACUCGAUCGAAAAAUGUGUGCAGAGGCAUGAAGUGCCAAAAAAAGUUUGAAGUGGAGGUUCUUUCGAGAGAAGAAGCAUGGACAUUGUUCAAGGAAAGUUUUGGGGCGGAUGUAGUGCUUUCUAAGGAAGUAGAACGGAUUGCGAAGCUUGUGACUAAAGAAUGUGGUGGUUUGCCACUUGGAAUCAUCAUGGUAGCAUGUGCGAUGAGAGAAAAGGAUGACGUUAGAGAAUGGAGAAAUGCAUUAAAUGAUUUAAAAUGUUCAACGACGGAGAUUGAAGAGGACUCUGCAUUCCGUGAUGAAGAUCUAGUAAAGUAUUGGAUAGCAGAAGGAUUGAUAGAUGCCAUGGGAGACUGGGAAAAGGAACAAGACAAAGGCCACAUAUAG
This is a messenger RNA of Magnolia sinica, 1329 nucleotides long. RefSeq names its product probable disease resistance protein At5g43730. Gene Ontology annotation, molecular function: ADP binding. Lineage: Eukaryota; Viridiplantae; Streptophyta; Magnoliopsida; Magnoliales; Magnoliaceae. Bases 1 to 1329 code for a protein of 442 amino acids. The record is from RefSeq and is a predicted model, not a curated record. The transcript is spliced from 3 exons.